AGGGGACAGUGACACGUUUCAAGCAAUGUUGAUGAAAAUGUCGUCGUCUCAUGCCUCAUGAUGUUGCAUCUCUGAAGAUGCUGAUCUUGCCGCAUCAUUGUACCCCCAUGUAGAGGUCACUCUCGCUUGACUAAAUCGUCUGCCUCACCUUGAGGCCUCUUGUCCGCCAAUCUUACACGUCAUUAUCAAGAUGCAGCUGCGAUGGCACGUCUGGCCUAUGCCAAUCAAGCUCGCAUUGUGCUCACUCUGCAUGGCUCUCCUGCUGUAUCAUCUUGCUGGAGCGCCUACGAGGUCAAAGGGAAAGUCAAUCGGUACAUUUGAAACAAAGGAUUCGAACAAGGAACAACCUCCGAUUGAGGGCGCUGCGCCUACAUCGACAGGCCAAAAUGAAUUCAUUUCUCGGUCAUUCACGAGUGAAUCUGAGCGCGGAUGCUACGAUAUGAUUCUAGUCAUUGAAUCGUUCGCUCCGCGUCAGGUGGAUCCAGCGACCUGCGGUAAUGCAGCAGCCCUCGAAAAACACGAGAAAAAAUGCAAAAGAAGGUGCAAGGCUGCCGCAGAGCGAUACAAGGAAGAGUUCUUUCGCCCGGCAAGGCAGAAGACUUUUUUCGUGCGUGACUCAUGUCUACAAAGCGACAAGCUUGCAGCGGUCAUCCAAGAUGACGCAUUUUUGCAACCAAUUGGCUCCGACUCCUGUACCGUUACUUGUGCCUGUAAGAUAUCCAACCAAAUCAGAAUCAGAAUGCCUGUGAUCAAGUCAAAUGGCAUCAAGUUUGUUGUCACUCCGUUCAGGAGCAAGAUUUUCUGGACUGCCAGUCGAGAGAAACCAGUGGCAAUUGAAGGGAUACCCACAUGUCAUCCAGAAGAUAUGGUUACGCGCUGGUCACUAUCAGGAUUCAAGACGCCGGACUUUCCUGAAUGGAAGAGCAGGUACGAAGUCAUCAAACUCAACCUACCUUGCGAUUAUAUACAGUGGGGUGUGACGUGCUACUGUUCGAACCUUGCGAAGGCACUUGGUGAUUAUCGAAAGCACAAAUUCAGGCCUUCGUUCUGCGGAGAGAGACCUGUACUCCAAAAGCAACCAUCACAACGUGCGGGAAAAUCGAAAAAGGCUCGGGUCGAUUCAGCCGCCAAGGGACCUCAACCUGAUGAUUUUGCAGGGCCUACAAGACCAACUGAGCCAGGAUCUCAGAGAUCGUCAGCCGCCGUCAUUGGAGGUCUUGAUGAUUUUGAUGAUCUUGCGGAUACUUCACAGGUCCUAGAUUUGUUCAGGCCCCUUUGGGAUAUCCAGCCGAAUGAAAACGGUGUACCACAGUUUCCACAACAAGGCGAAUGCUCCUACUAUGCACCUUUGGAGUCUGACCAGUGUCAAGCAUCUCAUGAUCCUUCCGCAACUCGGCCAGAUCAAUACAUGGGUCAGUAUUCAGGCAACCCGCGUACAAGCUAUGAGCAGCAGCAGUGUGGAACAUCGACAAGUUGCAAUCCAUCUGGAUCUCUAUUGCAGAAACGCCAAGAAUCAAAGCGGGACGAAGGCGUUGCUGGCAGUAGGUGUACUCCUGGCUCCGGUGCUGUCCAUGAACAGCGCCCUGCUCCCUUCAUCUGAUGGCGCUGUUCGAAUCGCACUUGAAGUUCUUUUAUCUCUUGCGACUCAGCCGACAGGUGAUGUACGCAGCAAUUCUGAGAACUAUGUUUGUAGUUUCAAUUUAAUAUCCAUUCGAAGCUUCAACC
This is a messenger RNA of Protomyces lactucae-debilis, 1725 nucleotides long. RefSeq lists its product as uncharacterized. The transcript has a single exon. The coding region runs from base 191 to 1600 and encodes 469 amino acids. NCBI's taxonomy places the organism in Eukaryota, Fungi, Ascomycota, Taphrinomycetes, Taphrinales, Protomycetaceae. The record is from RefSeq and is a predicted model, not a curated record.